Molecule: messenger RNA, 252 nt
Organism: Penicillium robsamsonii
Lineage: Eukaryota; Fungi; Ascomycota; Eurotiomycetes; Eurotiales; Aspergillaceae
Exons: 1
Coding region: 1-252 (83 amino acids)
Source: RefSeq, a predicted model, not a curated record
AUGCCCACUCCACAGCACGACGUAAGCGCUCGGUGGAUCCAGGAGAUCGUCCAGGGUCGCGCGGUGAAACACCGCUCUCAGGCAACCAUUGACGAAAAAAGCGGGUUCGACUUGGCCUUUAUUAUGUGGAUGAUGUACUCCAUAUGCUGUACGAUUGGAAUCGUGAUCAACGGUGUUCCCUUAACUUGGUUUUAUCCCAGCCCCUCAACACUGCCCCAACCUCCCACUCUAGACGAUCAUGUCGAUUCAUGA